AUGAGAGAAGACGCGCUGGGGCUGACGGGUGACCGCGGGGAACGCCUCAUCACCAACGCCAGAUCUGCAACUAUUCUCCCAAUAUCAUGGCUGAAGGAAGCUGCUUCGGUGCGUUGUAAGCUAACAUUCAAGUUCAGUGGAACCAGCAGGACGGCCACCUCAGCUCCUGGACCCGGCUCUCUCUUCACAGACACAGCAGCUCUUUGGUUUUAG
This is a messenger RNA of Knipowitschia caucasica, 213 nucleotides long. Lineage: Eukaryota; Metazoa; Chordata; Actinopteri; Gobiiformes; Gobiidae. The record is from the annotation of a GenBank genome assembly.